CUCUCUCUCUCACUUAUGGCUACCUACUUUUGGUAUUUACACUUUUAUAGCCAACUCUACUGUGGUCUCUAUUAUUUCUCCCAAAUGCCAUAAUAAAACCUAGUGGGUAGUUUUGUUUCUUCUUCUUCUCCUCCUCUUCCUUCUCCUCCUCCUCCUCUUCCUCCUUCUUCAUCAUCAUAAUUAGUAGCCAUGUCUUCUUCUGCUUGUUUUAGCAUUAGCGUCGUGUUGUCUGUAGCUGUUGUGUUGUUUGGUAGUGGGUAUGUUGAAAGAGCAAAUGGGGCACCUACAGUCAAAGUUGGUAACAUAUCCAAAACAGAAGAUGCAGUGAACUUCCAUGUUUACUAUGGACAAACCUUCAAAGUUAUCAAGAAUGUUAUUGAUGGAAAGAGCUACCUUCUCAUUCAGAAUAACUCAAGAAUGGCAACAAGGACAAAAUAUUGCACCUCAAGGAUCAAGUCUUUUGUUAUCCCUCUGUCAAACUAUUCGGCCGAUACCUUCUUCUUUCCAGUUUCCUUCUUGGAGAGUAUCUUGAUGGAAGAGAGAGUGAAUUGCCAAAUUUCUCCAAGGGUGAUGGAGCUACUUGGCUUACUGGGGAGUAUGAAGGGAAUCACAUCAAACUCUGUGGCUUCUGAAUGUGCCUUAAAGUUGUAUGAAACAGGAGAAACAGAGAUGUUUAACAGAGCUGAUCCACAAGUAUUUGCCCAAUUUGCAGCACACUUUGUUAGUGAUACUGAUCAGCCACAGGCUUGUAAUUUUGCAAAUUUUGUUCCUUUUGAAGAGGAUAAUCCUCUACAGAGAGCAGAGUGGAUCAAGUUCUUAGGAGUUUUUGCAAACCUUGAGACUAGAGCCAAUCAAGUCUAUGAUGCAGUCAAAGAGAACUAUUUAUGCUUGGCUAAGGUUGCAGCAAAAAGCAGAAGAUCCUUCAAACCCAUUGUAGCUUGGAUGGAGUAUUCUAAUGGUGUGUGGUCUUUUACAAAGGAAGCAUACAAGUUGACGUAUGUGGAAGAUGCAGGUGGAGAAAAUAUUGAUAACUCCAUCAGCAAAAUGACUUAUAAUAUCUCAAUUCCUGAUGACUUGGAGGAAUUACAUGCCAUUCUAUGUACUGUGGAUGUAGUUAUUGAUGAGACAGGCACUCUUAAUCCUGCUGAAUACAAUCAAUCAACCUUCCUUCAAAAUGUUAAUGUGGAAGACCAUUCUUGUUUUGCAUUUCUCUCCAAUCAAAGCUUGUGGAGAUAUGAUAAAAGGGUCCAAAACUCAACUGCUCUUGACUGGUUUGAUGGAGCAGUCUCACAACCCCAACUGGUUUUAGCAGAUCUUGCAGAAGCUAUAUUUCCCACUGGAAAUUACACAACAACAUACCUUAGGAACAUUGCAAAGGGAGAAGGGAUAAUAAGCAUUGGUGCUAACAUGUGUGAAAGGGAUAUCUCUAUCCCAUUGGAGCCUACAAUACUACCUUGCUAAUGGUGAAACUAUAUCUGAAAAAUUUGAUUCCACUUCAUCCAUUGCUUUAAUAAUUCUUUUGGUUAUUCUCAGUAAAAAAAAAAAAAAAAAAAAAAGACGAACAUAUAAUAAGUUUUUGGUCUUUAGGAUUUGAGAUAGAUAAGAAACUUAUGUUCAUUUCUAUCAAGUGAUACCAAAUUUGAUCCCUAGUGAAGUCCCCGGAAUUAUUUUAUUCAAAAUGCAAUUUCUCCUAAUUUGUGAAUUUAAGAAUUAUUCACCAAUGAGGUUAGUGAGCAUAGAUUUAUGGGUAUGAAAGAUGUGUUGUCUCUAGAACUGUAAAGUAUCAAGUUGGAAACCUCAACACUGAUAAUUAUUACUUGAAUUUUGAGCUGUA
Ricinus communis (castor bean) is the source of this 1834-nucleotide messenger RNA. RefSeq lists its product as uncharacterized. The record is from RefSeq and is a predicted model, not a curated record. The transcript has 12 exons. NCBI's taxonomy places the organism in Eukaryota, Viridiplantae, Streptophyta, Magnoliopsida, Malpighiales, Euphorbiaceae. Bases 190 to 1461 code for a protein of 423 amino acids.